CUGCAUAGUAGAUGAGCUGCUUGUUCCCCAAAACGAACGAUUACUUCUGAUCCUGGACAUUUUCAGGCCUGUAGAUCUGUGCUUAAAAUGUUAAAUGUUGUGUUUUCUCCUCGGCUCGGUUCGCUUUCACAAGGCAACAUUUCAAAACGUACCAAAGUGUGUUUAUACAAGUCACACAUGAGUAAACUGACCUCCCAUUGGCCAGAGUGUGCCUGUUUAGGUUCUGCUCAUAGCAGUCCUCUAUCAAGAUGGAAAGACAGCAGCUCCGUGUAGUUGUUAUAAUUUAUCAGUUUGAGCAGGACUGUUGGGUCGGAUUGCUUUCUCUCCAGAAGCAAACCGCUCCAGAGAUCGAUUGUUUUGGUGUUUGUAUAUGUCUAAACGACCCUAACCAAGGGAGAAAACGCACCGGGUUCCAAAGCAGACGUCCCAAACGAGCCAGGUGUGGAAACACCCACCGUCUAUCCUGAGGGCUAAACAAACUGAAACUGUGUCCAAAUAGCAAAGAAAGUUCAACUACAACACUGUCAGCAGAAUGAAUGCAUGAUUAUCAGAUGCACACUACGCAGCUUCAAAUCUGUUUAUAGUUCAUUAGGUACCACUCCAGCGAAGACGUUCUCCUCCACACAAUACAGUAUGGCAUCUGCUAAACACAAGAACGCAAAAAGGAUAGAAGGACUAGACAAAAACGUAUGGGUUGCCUUCACAUCUGUAGCAGCAGAUCCCUCCAUCGUGAAUCUUGGUCAGGGUUUCCCAGACAUUUCCCCUCCAUCUUACGUGAAAAAUGGUCUUGCGCAAGCUGCAAUGGUGGACCGGCUCAACCAGUACACACGGGGCUUUGGUCACCCAACUCUGGUAAAAGCCCUGUCUCAGGUGUACAGUAAGGUGCAUAACCGUCAAAUCGACCCUUUCAAAGAGAUCCUGGUGACUGUGGGAGCUUACGGCUCUUUAUUCAGUAUGUUUCAGGCCCUUGUGGAAGAGGGAGACGAGGUUAUAAUAAUUGAACCCUUCUAUGACUGCUAUGUUCCUAUGGUUAAGAUGGCAGGAGCCAGACCGGUUUUAAUACCACUUCGCCUUAAAUCCAGUAAGAAGGCAGACAGCAGCAGUGCAGACUGGGUUCUGGAUCAGGACGAACUUGCCAGUAAAUUUAAUUCCAAAACAAAGGCCAUCAUCAUUAACAAUCCUAAUAACCCCAUCGGGAAGGUGUUCAGCAGGAGCGAGCUGCAGGCUAUCGCAGAUCUCUGCAUCAAGCACGACACGUUGUGCUUCAGCGAUGAGGUGUAUGAAUGGAUCACAUACAAGGGGCAUGAGCAUGUGAAGAUAGCGACUCUUCCUGGCAUGUGGGACCGAACCCUUACCGUUGGUAGCGCGGGAAAAACAUUCAGUGUGACCGGUUGGAAGCUGGGUUGGUCCAUAGGACCUGGGCACUUGGUCAAACACCUCCAAACGGUCAUGCAGAACACACUGUACACCUGUGCAACACCACUACAGGAGGCAGUUGCACAUGGACUUCUGCUGGACUGCGAGCGAAUGGGGCAGCCUGACUGCUAUUUCUCUGCCCUAGCUGAAGAGUUGGAGGGAAAGAGAGACCGUCUUGCAGCCAUUUUGAAGGAGGCGGGGAUGUGUCCUGUAGUUCCAGAAGGAGGUUACUUUAUGCUCGCCGAUGUCACAGCUCUCAAUCAGGAUGUUUCAGACGUGGAAGGUGAUGAGCCGUAUGACUACAAGUUUGUCAAGUGGAUGAUAAAGGAGAAGAAAUUGGCCGCCAUUCCUGUGACAGCGUUCUGCGGGGACGAAUCCAAGAAGCAGUUUGAGAAAUACAUCCGGCUGUGUUUCAUUAAGCAAGACAGUACGCUGGACGCUGCUGAGGUUAUUCUGAAGAACUGGAACAACGCUUGACAGACGUUACAGCAACGCUGCAUUAGCCUUCAUCUCUCAGCGCUGUAGGGGAGAGCCACAUUCCUUUUGAUGAACUUGUACAGUUGGCUGGGUAGAGAAGUGUUUUUAGCCCCAUUGAAGUCAAUUACAGACAAUUACAGCUGACCUUAUGUUAUGUGAACGUGGACUACCUUUUACUCUCUUUAAAUGUUUGGUUUGAGUCCUGAAUACAGUGUGAUCUAAUUAGAGGUUCUUCUAUUGGACCGUUAUGUUAAUUUCCCGGAUUGAAUGAGAUACAAUGUAUGAAUCACUUGUCUCAGAUGGCAUUCAGCAGGACUUGCUUGAUGUUUGUGAUUCUAGUUCAUCUUAACUAAAACGUUCUGAGGCAUAGGCAGGGACGGAUGAACACAGGACAUUAAAAAUCACAUUGGUCAGUCUUGCCUCAGGCAAAAGGUAGAGUCAAAUUAAAACCUUUUUUUUUUUGCCAGAGGAAGUAUCCCUGCUGAUACAUCCCAUUGGUGUAGAGUUCUUAUUUACCUCACAUUGCACACAGGAAACGAUAUACAUUUGUGACAACUAUGUAAUCUCCAUUUUUGUUCAAAGUGUUCCAGUGCUUCAGACGUGUUCAGACUUUAGAAAAUAAAAGUGUGACAAAUUAUUCUUUAAGUUUU
Ictalurus furcatus (blue catfish) is the source of this 2543-nucleotide messenger RNA. Its product is annotated as kynurenine--oxoglutarate transaminase 3. Gene Ontology annotation, cellular component: cytoplasm; mitochondrion. Bases 541 to 1893 code for a protein of 450 amino acids. The record is from RefSeq and is a predicted model, not a curated record. NCBI's taxonomy places the organism in Eukaryota, Metazoa, Chordata, Actinopteri, Siluriformes, Ictaluridae. Gene Ontology annotation, biological process: biosynthetic process. Gene Ontology annotation, molecular function: L-kynurenine:2-oxoglutarate transaminase activity; pyridoxal phosphate binding. The transcript has 14 exons.